AUGGUCAACCCAGAGAAAGCCGACGGGACUGCACCAACUGCUGGCAACAAACGUUCACCUGAUCAUGCUAAUGGGGCGUCUGGCGAAGACAGCAGUCCCACUGGCAAGAAGUUGGCACGACGAUCAGAUGAGUCGGAAACGCAUCAAUCUCAAAAUACUCCUGAGGUCGGUGGUCGCGCCUUUUUUAUGUCCAAAAGCCUGGAUACCGAUGAUGGAAUCAGGUUGAAAGCCCGUGAAAUGAUCCAGUCGGCAUUGGAGUCUAGUCCGAUCCCCUCUGGUGCAUUUGAGGCCGAAUAUCUUGCUAUCCGGAUCGAGACAGAAAUUUUUAACCUCUUCAAGACUACCGAUCCAAAGUACAAGCAACGUGUUCGGACACGGGUUAUGAACUUGAGGGACUCCAAUAACCCCAGUCUCCGCAUCAAUGUGCUAAUGGGGCACGUGAAACCCGAGAGAUUGGCCUCAAUGACCUCUGAAGUAUGUUAG
Messenger RNA from Dibothriocephalus latus, 483 nucleotides. Lineage: Eukaryota; Metazoa; Platyhelminthes; Cestoda; Diphyllobothriidea; Diphyllobothriidae. The record is from the annotation of a GenBank genome assembly.